UGUCUGUUUAACUAACAUUUUAUAUUGUACUGUAAAAGUUUUAUAGAAAUGUAUACACAAAUCCAGCAAAAACCGGAAGUCGAGCGGCCGCUAUUACUGCGGUGGCGGCUCCCUGCUAGGCUCUAUUUGUAAUUCAGCGCUUUUGAAUAAAACGGUCCCCAAAAGUGUGGUGCUCGAAGUGUCCUGAUAAGGUGGUGGUAUGCACAGACUCAAUAGCGGUAUUAGAAAGUAUAAAAUCAACAACAACGUGCAGAGAAGACUUACUCAUCGAUAUUUCUCACAGUUUAUUAAGAUUACACAGAUGUGGCAUAGAUGUUCUGUUGGGUACCAGCACAUGAGGGAGUAACAGGGAACGAGGGUGCUGAUAAACUAGCAAAAAUGGCUCUACAUAAGGAAAUAACAUUACCAGUUCCACUAGGAAAAGGAGAAGGUAAAGCAAUAAUUAAAAAGAAAGGAAUGGAAAUAUGGCAGAAAAGGUGGGAGGAAGAUCAGAAAGGACAGGGAUAUCGCAAAAUACAAAAGACUAUAAUAACAAAAUUAUACUGAAAGGAACAGAAGGGAGGAAACAGUUAUAACAAGACUCAGACUGGACCACACAGGACUAAAUGGCACCUUGCAUGUAAUGGGAAAAAGGGAUAGUGAUAAAUGUGAGAACUGUGGAAUAAAAGAAAACGGUGAACAUAUCCUAAUGCACUGUAACAGGUAUAAAAUAGAAAGAGAAAGGCUACAGGAAAAAGUGAGAGAGGCAGGACGUGAGUGGAAUUUGAAGGGGAUACUGGGAACAGAGGGAGAGGGGGUUGAAAUCACCAGAAAGGCACUAAUUCAUUUCCUAAAAAACACUAGGCUGAUAAACAGAAUUUAAACCGGACUAAAUGAAAUAAUUUCACACACUCUUGUACAGUAGGUGGCGGUAUGCACCUGAAAGUUGCUUGCGAUCCGCCAAUAAACUGAGAGAAGAAGAAGAAGAAGAAGAGUGCUCGAAGUUCAAAAUGUCUCGGAAUUCGGGGAGGACUUGUGCCGUUCUUGGCUGUUCAAACAGUAGUGGUAAACUACAAAUUUGGAAAAAGAAUUUAUGCAAAACACACAGUCCGUUACUGAACGAAGACUGUGCUUGUGCCAGACCAUACGGAUUGCACAGAUUUCCUGGUCGUGCCGAGGACCAAGGUGUUCGCCAGAGGUGGAUAAAAAACAUCCACAGAAAGGACUUUGUCCCCAAUAAAAACAGUACGGUGUGUGGAAUACACUUCCCUGAUGGCAGACCAACGAAGGAACACCCAUACCCUUCAUUGCAUAUGGGAUAUUGUAAAGCAGCGCUGUCAUCUGGAAGACCACCCCCAAAGAGAAGACGUCAUGAGCCCGUAACAGACAACACAUCACAUGACGAACAUGAAGGAAUGGAUUCUGGAGCUGAAAUUAAUGUCACCAAUUUGGUAAACCCUCAACCUCUGCAGAAAUGUGAUGUUGGCAUUCAGUGUCCAGAUACUACAGAUCAUAACUAUUGUUCCUUCAAGACAACAAAAGACAGUGCUACACAAACUGAUCCUGCACCUUCAGUGUCAGCUUAUGAUCUGGAUGACAGAGGCUCAAAGUUUUUCACUGGCCUAGGUAUUGACAGUUUUUGGCAACUUUUGUACACCAUCAUUGCUUUUCUCCCACAGCCAAAAAUUAUGAAGUUGCCAGUCCAUGAACAACUAUUAUUAGUUUUAAUGAGGCUUCGUCUUGGUUUGAUGUUUACAGACUUGGGUAAACGGUUUGGGAUAAGCAGGAGCACAGCCUGUGAGAUCUUCACAAUGUGGAGACCAGUACUUGCAAAGUUCAUGAGAGAAAAAGUUAUUGCUUGGCUGCCUAGAGAUACUCUGAAAAGAAUAAGACCUCAGUGUUUUAGUGAAAACUAUCCAAAAGCGACAUGCAUCAUAGACUGCACAGAAAUAUUUGUACAAAGGCCGAAGAACCUCAGGAAACGAUCACAAACCUACAGGAACUACAAACAUCAUAACACCUACAAAAUUCUAUAUUGCAUAGCCCCCAAUGGUUAUGUGAUGUUUGUGUCAAAACUGUUCGGUGGUAGAGCCAGUGAUACUUUUAUCACAAAGAACUGUGGUUUUGUUGACCAUUUGAUUCCCGGUGAUCAGAUUUUGGCAGAUCAUGGAUUUACAAUCACGGAUGAACUGCCUCCAGGAGUAACUUUGGCUCUUCCAGCAUUUACACGUGGCUGUAAAGAACUCCCAGAGCAUCAAGUUACAGAAACGCGCCGCCUGGCCAAUGUCAGAAUCCAUGUUGAACGUGCAAUUAGAAGGUUAAAAUGUUUCAAAAUUUUGAGUAAUGUAAUCCCUGGUAGGGUAAAACAUGUUGAUGAUAUUGUUAGUAUUUGUGCAGGCCUGUGUAACCUGCAACCUGAGUUGAUUCGGGGGGGAAACUCAGGAAGACAAGGACUUGGAAAUAGAUGAAGGUAAAGAUAUUGAUGAGCAAGAGGGAGACGGAUAUUUGUGGGACAUUGCAGAGGAUAUUGAGGAAAACUAAGACUGAUGUACAGUAUUCUCCACAGGUCAUUGGGAGAAAAGAUGAGCACACUACAUGUAAUGUAUGUAAUGUUUAAUAUCAGCUGUAUUUUGUAAAAAGUUAAAUGAACAUGUAACAUUUCUGAACACCUUUGUCAACGUUUUCCAAUAAAACCAUAAAAAAUGUAGGAAUAAGUGAACUAAGAUUGAACCAACAACUGUGUUCCAUAGAUACGUUAAGUGACAGUUGUCAUACUUCAUUUGUUCUUGUUUCAAAAGUAAUAUUUGUCAUUUUGCUUACAAUCAUUUUGUCCUUGUUCUCACAGUAUAUUUUUCUUAGUUCAUUUUCUUACAGAUUGUUUUCCUUUUUUCCUCCAAUUCAAUUAACAUUGUAAUUACAGCUCUGUAUUCACUGUUGUCCUCUAUAAAGUCAGAAUAAAACUACUUG
Cololabis saira (Pacific saury) is the source of this 2946-nucleotide messenger RNA. RefSeq lists its product as uncharacterized. Lineage: Eukaryota; Metazoa; Chordata; Actinopteri; Beloniformes; Belonidae. The transcript is spliced from 3 exons. The coding region runs from base 990 to 2447 and encodes 485 amino acids. The record is from RefSeq and is a predicted model, not a curated record.